CUAAAUUGCGCUUGCGCACUACGCUUCUCCCUCUUUGGACCGCCGUCUCCGCUGCUGCAAUGGCUAAGCGCACUAAGAAGGUGGGGAUUGUUGGCAAGUAUGGCACGCGUUAUGGUGCGUCGCUCAGGAAGAUGGUGAAGAAGAUUGAGAUCAGCCAGCACGCCAAAUACACCUGCUCCUUCUGUGGCAAGACUAAGAUGAAGAGGAGGGCAGUGGGUAUCUGGCACUGUGGGUCCUGCAGAAAGACUGUGGCUGGAGGAGCCUGGACAUACAACACAACCUCUGCUGUCACAGUGAAGUCAGCCAUCAGGAGACUGAAGGAGCUGAAGGAACAGUAAACCAGUACAACUACGCUACUGGGGAUUUGGGACUGUUUUGUAUAGAGUCUCCGUCCUGGACAUUGAAUUACAACAUCAGACAUCCUAAAAUAAAGUGGUCUGGAACGGA
Hypomesus transpacificus is the source of this 447-nucleotide messenger RNA. RefSeq names its product ribosomal protein L37a (gene rpl37a). Gene Ontology annotation, molecular function: structural constituent of ribosome. Gene Ontology annotation, biological process: translation. Gene Ontology annotation, cellular component: ribosome. NCBI's taxonomy places the organism in Eukaryota, Metazoa, Chordata, Actinopteri, Osmeriformes, Osmeridae. The record is from RefSeq and is a predicted model, not a curated record. The transcript has 4 exons. Bases 60 to 338 code for a protein of 92 amino acids.